CGGUGGCGGCAGCGGCAGCGGCGCGGGGCCCCGCCAUGGCCCACUUCGAGACGCAGUACCAGCGCCUGGAGAGCUCCUCCACCGAGUCUCCACCCGGUGGCGGCGACCUGCUCGUCCACGUCCCCGAGGGCGCCAAGUCUCCGUGGCAUCACAUCGAGAACCUCGACCUUUUCUUCUCUCGCGUCUAUAACCUGCAUCAGAAGAAUGGCUUCACUUGCAUGCUCAUUGGAGAGAUCUUUGAGCUCAUGCAGUUCAUCUUUGUGGUGGCAUUCACCACCUUUCUUAUCAGCUGUGUUGAUUAUGACAUCCUCUUUGCCAACAAAGCAUUAAAUCACAGCCAGCAUCCCAGUGAGCCCAUUAAGGUGACUCUGCCAGACGCCUUCCUGCCUCCAAAUGUCUGCAGUGCAAGAAUCCAGGCAAACAGCUUCCUCAUCUGCAUCCUGGUGAUAGCUGGGGUUUUCUGGAUCCACCGACUUGUCAAAUUUAUCUACAACAUUUGCUGCUACUGGGAGAUUCACUCUUUCUACAUCAAUGCCCUGAAGAUCCCCAUGUCUACCCUGCCCUACUACACCUGGCAGGAGGUGCAGGCCCGCAUUGUGCAGAUCCAGAAGGAGCACCAGAUCUGCAUCCACAAGAAGGAGCUGACAGAGCUGGACAUCUAUCACCGCAUCCUCCGCUUCAAGAACUAUAUGGUGGCCAUGGUGAACAAGUCACUGCUGCCCAUCCGCUUCCGCCUGCCCCUGCUGGGAGACACCGUCUUCUACACGCGUGGGCUCAAGUACAACUUUGAGCUCAUCUUCUUCUGGGGUCCUGGCUCCCUCUUUGAGAACGAGUGGAGCCUGAAGGCUGAAUACAAGCGGGCCGGGAACCGCCUGGAGCUGGCCGAGAAGCUCAGCACUCGCAUCCUCUGGAUUGGCAUUGCUAACUUCCUCCUCUGCCCCCUCAUCCUCAUCUGGCAGAUCCUCUAUGCUUUCUUCAGCUACACGGAGAUCCUGAAGCGGGAGCCGGGCAGCCUGGGUGCCCGCUGCUGGUCUCUCUACGGCCGCUGUUACCUCCGUCACUUCAACGAGCUGGAUCACGAACUGCACUCGCGCCUCAGCAAGGGGUACAAGCCAGCUUCCAAGUACAUGAACUGCUUCAUCUCCCCGCUUCUCACCAUCGUGGCCAAGAACGUGGCUUUCUUUGCUGGCUCCAUCCUGGCUGUGCUCAUCGCUCUCACCAUCUAUGAUGAGGACGUGCUUGCGGUCGAGCACGUCCUGACCACGGUCACCCUGCUCGGGGUGGGCAUCACGGUGUGCAGGUCUUUCAUCCCUGACCAGCACCUGGUGUUCUGCCCAGAGCAGCUGCUACGAGUCAUCCUGGCACACAUCCACUACAUGCCCGACCACUGGCAGGGCAACGCCCACCGCUAUGAGACCAGGGAUGAGUUUGCCCAGCUCUUCCAGUACAAAGCGGUCUUCAUCCUGGAAGAGCUCCUGAGUCCCAUCAUUACCCCCUUGAUCCUCAUCAUCUGCCUGCGGCCCAAGUCCUUGGACAUUGUUGACUUCUUCCGUAACUUCACUGUGGAGGUGGUGGGUGUGGGUGACACCUGCUCCUUUGCCCAGAUGGACGUGCGCCAGCACGGCCACCCUGCGUGGAUGUCAGCAGGAAAGACGGAGGCCUCCAUUUACCAGCAGGCUGAGGAUGGCAAGACGGAGCUAUCCCUCAUGCACUUUGCCAUCACCAACCCCAAGUGGCAGCCACCCCGUGAGAGCACAGCCUUCAUCGGCUUCCUGAAGGAGCGGGUGCACCGGGACAGCAGUGUGGCCCUGGCUCAGCAGGCUGUGCUCCCUGAAAACGCCCUCUUCAGCUCCAUCCAGUCCCUGCAGUCGGAGUCAGAGCCUCACAGCCUGAUUGCCAAUGUGAUAGCAGGCUCUUCAGCACUGGGCUUCCACAUGAGCCGGGACGGACAGGCUUCCCGGCAUCUCUCAGAAGUGGCCUCUGCUCUGCGUUCCUUCUCCCCACUCCAGUCUGCCCAGCAGCCUUCCAGUGGCUUUCAGACAUCAGGAAGGGAUGGAGAAGGAGCCCAGCCUCGUGGUGCCACUGCCAUGACAGCCUCUGGUGCUGAUGCAAGGACCGUGAGUUCGGGGAGCAGCGCCUGGGAGGGUCAACUGCAGAGCAUGAUCCUGUCAGAGUAUGCCUCGACUGAGAUGAGUCUUCAUGCACUCUACAUGCACGAGUUGCACAAGCAGCAUGCCCAGCUGGAGCCCGAGCGGCACACUUGGCACCGGCGAGAGAGUGACGAGAGUGGGGAGAGUGCCCAUGAGGAGCUGGAUGCUCAGCGGGGUGGCCCUGUCCCCAUUCCCCGCUCUGCCAGCUACCCCUUCUCCUCACCACGGCAGCCUGCCGAGGAGACAGCCACGCUGCAGACUGGUUUCCAGCGGCGAUACGGUGGCAUCACAGACCCAGGCACAGUGCACAGAGCCCCAUCACAUUUCUCACGCCUUCCUCUGGGAGGCUGGGCCGAGGACGGGCAGUCGGCGAGGCACCCAGAGCCCGUGCCAGAGGAGAGCUCGGAGGAUGAGCUUCCGCCACAGAUCCACAAGGUAUAGCCUGGUAGACUGGGGAUCUCAUGGGGCUUGUAGAUUGGGAGCCACCUGGACAGCAGGAUGUGGCAUCGGCUUGAUUCUUCUCCUGUCCUGAGUGGACAUUUUGUUGCCAUCAAUUGCCGAAGAGACAAAACUGCCAGGCCAGCGUCUUUGCUGUGGCACAUUGUGUCCAGCCAUGUGUCAAGUCAAUGCCACUCUGACUUGUGGGGUGAAUGCGUGUGUGAGUACAUACCUGUGUCUGUGUUCACAUCUGUGUCGUCCGUGUCAGAGGAUCUCUGCAGAGCCUGUGGAAGCUGACAUGACAGGACUAGCAGUGAGGAGCUGCUGGUGGACUGGUUUGGAGGUGGCAGCAGCAGCUGUUCUUCAGAGGGAUGUGAGAUGGCAUCAGCUCCAUCCAAAUGUGCACCUGAAGCUGGGAUCUGCCACCAAAAUGAGGGCAGGAGUUGUUCAGGGUGGUCUAGCUCAGCCUGUAGCACCACACUGCCCUGCCUGCAACCCUGAGAACGUGCCUAGGACCAUGUUAGUCCUCCCAGAGAGGAUCAGUGUCAUGCCUCUCAGCCCAGAGCAGGACAACAGUGGGGCAGUCACCCGCCCCUCUGUCCUAGCACCCUGAGGAGGGAUGGGCCCUGGUGGCAACUGCUGGUGUGAGUACAGGUGGGAUAUAGAGCUCUUGGGAACAGCUCUGGUUUGAUCCAGGGAUGCUGCAGCUCUUCCCUGCCUCAUGACAGCUGGCUUAUUCUCUGCAUGCAAGAAAGAAUCAUUGGAGUGAUGCCUCUGUGCUGGGACACCAGCAUCCUCCCCAUGUAUGGCACCCAUGGAAUGUGGGCUACUAGUGGGCCCUCCUGCAGUGCUAAAGGGACCUCAGAGUGGAGCAGCCCAGCAUCUUACAGGAGUGCUCACAGCCCCCUCAGAGCUCAACCUGAAAUGCAGCUGUUCCUGUGGAACUGUUUCCUCUUCCCCAGCAAAGGCUUUGGUUCAUCUCGAAUCUUGCCCAGAGGUUCCCAGCUCCUCCUUUCCUCCUGAAACCCUCCUUUCACUUACAACAUGGUUUCAGCUGCUCUGGAGACCAUAUACCAUGCAGCUGUCUCGUGCCUGGCAGAGCAAGGAGGGUCAUCCUAAACCCAGAAGGGAGAGGGACACCUCAGCCCAGGAUUGGGAUGGUGGUGUGGAAUCAGGAUCCCAGCUGUGCAAUAUGGCCUCACACAAGACCUUCCCACCAUCCUUCUGUUUUCCCUCUUUUCUCUUUGCAGCAUCUGGGGAAUUGCAUCCCAGCUAACUCCUACCCACGACUUACUUUCCAUUCCCCUUGCCUCUGGCAGGGGCUGCUUGCUUUUCCCAUGCCUUCUGCGAGCACUGCACAUCCUCUGCUCUCUCUGGAGUCCAGGGCUAUCCCUCUUCUGCCAAGGUUAUUGCCCUCUGCCCUUUGAGCCUGCUGCCAGCACUUCUGCAUGCAGGUAGCCUGGGCAUGAGCAGGGCCAGGAGGCUUGCACAGGGGCAGGCUCUUUGGGUAGCAGGCUCCUUGUUGCCACAGGGAGGGCUGGGCAGGGCUGGAGCUACGACUGCUCUGGGGUCUGUAUGAGAUCAAACAGGAGAGCUCAGGGUGGGGAUCAGCUCUUUGGUGCUGGGGUCAGGAUUCUGUGGACCUGGGUGCUGCGGGGGUCCUUCCAUGGAGAAGUGGCUGCAACCUCUCCACAGCAGCUUCAGCUUGGGGCUGUCAUGGCUUGGUGAAAGAAAGCAGAAAGCAAAUCUCCUUGAAAUCCAGAUAUUCCGAUGGCUUCUCUUGGUGCCCAGGCUGCUGCCUCCCCUCUCUGGGCCUAUGGGACACUGCAUCUGGACUUCGUAAUGGAGUUGCUGCUGGUCUGUACAGCUGAACGACUGGAGACUGCCCUGGGGCGAGGGGAAACUCGGGAUCUUUCCCUGGGCUGGCAGGAGGGAGAGGCCAGGCAUAGCAGGCCCAAGUCUUUGCCGCAUGUUUUGCUUGUGUCGUCAGUGUCCCAUGUGCAUGGCGAGCCACUUUCUCAUCUCCUCCUGAGAUGUGCGGGCACGGGGGUCCCUGGGGAGUGCGGUAUCAUACCCCCUUCCCCCCGCUGUACAGCUGUAUAGCCGUCUAAUAAAGAUGGGGUGUAUCAUC
This is a messenger RNA of Oenanthe melanoleuca, 4719 nucleotides long. RefSeq names its product autophagy related 9A (gene ATG9A). Lineage: Eukaryota; Metazoa; Chordata; Aves; Passeriformes; Muscicapidae. Gene Ontology annotation, biological process: autophagy of mitochondrion; protein localization to phagophore assembly site. Gene Ontology annotation, cellular component: phagophore assembly site; autophagosome. The transcript is spliced from 15 exons. Bases 36 to 2591 code for a protein of 851 amino acids. The record is from RefSeq and is a predicted model, not a curated record.